This is a messenger RNA of Pantherophis guttatus, 1282 nucleotides long. It is a transcript of the gene ZFAND3, whose product is annotated as zinc finger AN1-type containing 3. The record is from RefSeq and is a predicted model, not a curated record. Gene Ontology annotation, molecular function: DNA binding; zinc ion binding. NCBI's taxonomy places the organism in Eukaryota, Metazoa, Chordata, Lepidosauria, Squamata, Colubridae.
GGUCAGGGGGCGCGCGCUAACCGCGGGGAUGGCAUGUGGUGGGCCCGUCACAACCCUCCGGUAGCCUCCGCCCGUAGCUCAGUGUCACCUCAAGCACCAAAGGGCGCGGCUGCCUCUUUUUCCGCCGCCGUCGUUUACUGCCGCCGCCGCCGCCGCCUCUUCUUCCCCCACCCACCUAGCCGUCUCCUUAUAGUGGUAGCGUCCGACUCCCAGCUGACCGGCCUGGAAUCCCGGCUUCGAGUCCUGGCCUGGAUCCUCUUGCCUUGAGCUGCCCCUUCCCCUGCCCUGACCCUGAGCACCGGUGCCGCCGCCGCCGCCGCCGCCGCCGCCGCCGCCAUGGGAGACGCCGGCAGCGAGCGCAGCAAAGCCCCCAGCUUGCCGCCCCGUUGCCCCUGCGGGUUCUGGGGGUCCAGCAAGACAAUGAAUCUGUGUUCCAAAUGCUUUGCUGAAAAAAGAAAUCCACACAACGAAAAAGAUUUUCAAAAGAAGCAACCAGAUGAUGAGUCCACUCCCAGCACAAGUAACAGCCAAUCGGAUUUGUUCUCUGGAGAAACAAAUAGUGACAACAGUAAUACCUCUCUAUUGACACAGACUGUUAACUCCAACCAGCAACUUUCGACAGAACUGAAUGUAACUUCCUUGAGCAAAGAGGAAUGUGGGCCAUGCACAGAUACAGCUCAUGUUUCCUUAACCACAGCAACCAAAAGAUCUUGUGAUUCAGAGUCACAGGUGGAGAGCGAGCCUUCUCCUGAGAAGCGGCCACGGUUACUGGAGGACGGUCAUGAUAGACCUGAAGAAAUCAGCCGUUCCAAACAGAAGAGCAGACGCAGGUGUUUCCAGUGCCAAACAAAAUUGGAGCUGGUACAGCAAGAGCUGGGAUCAUGUCGCUGUGGUUAUGUGUUCUGUAUGUUGCAUCGCCUGCCUGAACAGCACGAUUGCACAUUUGACCACAUGGGACGCGGGCGUGAAGAAGCCAUUAUGAAAAUGGUGAAACUGGACCGGAAAGUUGGGCGAUCAUGCCAGCGCAUUGGCGAGGGCUGCUCCUGAGUGGCAAGACUCUUCAACCAAAUGCUGUUCUCUUAGUUCACUAAUGUUAGCCUUAUUUAGGACAAAGUCAGCCAGACACUUGUACUGGGCAAGUUUCAGACUACAGCCAAUCAAUUUCCUUUCUUUAGCCAACCAUCCUGGUACUGUAGUUUAGGAGUUAAAUGAUGAUCAACACUGAUUACUGGCUGGUUGUUAAGGUGCCUACUAGCCACUGUAUUAAAAAAAUGAAGACAUA